CGAAGCCGGACUCCUGUGGUUGAGGGCACUUCCGCCUCCUCGCCGGACUGAUGUCGGAAGAAGAAGGAGCAUCUUUGGUGCCUCAUUCCUGUGUUAAUAUUUACCUACUUUUCAGACAUCCGUGAAUAACAUAUUUUCCUUGAGCUCAAGGAUGGAGCAGGAUGAGCCCUUGCCCCCCUAUAUUAAAGAGGAAGAGGAGGAGCCCCUACAAAUAAAGGUGGAAGAGGAGGAGCUAAAGUACCCCCAGAUCAAAGGGGAGGAGGAGGAGCCACAUACCUCUUACAUGAAAGAAGAAAAAGAAUCCCAGCUCCCCCUCACACUACAGAGAAAGAGGAGUCAUAUUAAAGAAGAAGAGGAGGAACAGAGCAUCAGUCAGGAGGGAGAGCAUGUUGAAGAUGAUGUCAUCAAGAUGCCUUUGACCGCUGUGAUUGUGAAGAGUGAAGAUGAGGUGAAAAGUGAAAGUGAGGAGGAGCCUCCAAGCGGCAGGUCAACACAACACAUGACAACAGAAGCUGAUGGAGACCACUGUGAUAAGCUCUUAGCUCCACUCUCUGAAGGUGAUGCAACAUGUCACACGGACAACACAAUCUUCACGUGCUCUCACUGUGACAAACCUUUUAAACACCAGUGUCGUCUGAAAGUACACAUGAGAACGCACACUGGAGAAAAACAUUUUUCCUGUUCAAUCUGCAGUAAGGAUUUUACCCAAAAACACCAUUUGAAAACGCACAUUAGAAUACACACGGGGGAAAAACCUUUCUUCUGCUCAGAAUGCGGUAAAGGUUUCGCACAUAAUAGUGUGCUGAAAAUACACAUGAGAAUACACACUAGAGAAAAACCUUUUCCCUGUUUAAUCUGCGGUAAAUAUUUCACUCAAAGGCAACAUGUGAAAACACACAUGAGAACACACACUGGAGAAAAACCCUUUUCCUGCUCAGAAUGCGGCAAAGAUUUCACACGAUCUAGCGAUUUGAAAAUACACAUGACAACACACACUGGGAAAAAACCUUUUUCCUGCUCAGAAUGUGUUAAAAGUUUUACACGAAUUAGCGAUUUGAACGUACACAUGAGAAUUCACACGGGGGAAAAACCUUUUUCUUGUUCCAUCUGUAGUAAAGGUUUUACACGAACGAGCGAUUUGAAGAUACACAUGAGAACACACACUGGGAAAAAAACUUUUUCCUGCUCACUAUGUGUUAAAAGUUUUACACGAACCCACGAUUUGAAAGUACACAUGAGAAUUCACUCUGGAGAAAAACCCUUUUCUUGUUCCAUUUGUGGUAAAGGUUUUACACAAAGUCGCGAUUUGAAAGUACACAAGAGUAGACACACCAGUGAAAAACCAUAUCCCUGUAUAAACUGCAACAAAAGCUUUUGUAAAAAGAAAAACCUUGAAAGACACAUGAGAGUUGCAAUGUGUGUGAUGAAAGAAUCUCUUAUAAGUGCCAGUCAGUACAUGUCCAUCACUAAAGUAGUCCCAUUUCACAAAUAGUUCAAUCCAAUCCACUUUAUUUAUAUAGCACAUUUAAACAACAAAAAUGUUUCCAAAGUGCUGCACAAAAACAUUAAAAACAAGAUUCAAAUACUAUCCUUAGCUCCACCAGUGACUGAAUGAAAACAAGAAAUAAAUAUAAAAACAAUAUAAAAAUAAAUAUGAUUAAAAACGAUUUUAAAGGGUAAAACCAAUUAAAACAAUAAAUAGAAAUAAUAGUUUGGCUCUAAAUAAGCAAUCUACAACCUUAACACCUUAAUCCGAUCACGUCCGGUUUUUGAAAAGUCGGAUUAACACACCUGGGGCCGUACUUAUCAAGCUUCUUAGAAUUACUCCUAAGAAGUCUGCUAAGAGUUGACUUAAGAGUAAAUAAAUUAUUCGCUGAAAGCUGCACUUAAAAGUUAGUUAUCAAGCGUCUUACUCACACUUUCAGUGAAGUGUAGGACUGAAUCUUAAGAGUCACACUCAGAGCUGAAUUACGACAUUACUAUGUGCCGUAAACGGAAUUUUAGGUGACGUCAUUUCUGUGUCCAUAGAAAUGACCAAUCACGGAAGGGAAUCCCUUGUCUAAGAAUAAAGAAAUAUCUCAGAAAUAUUUAAGUGGACAAUGGGAGUGUAUAUUUUGACAAUAAACUACAAAAUAAUACAAAACAAACAAACAAUAUUGGCAAUGAAUCAAAAAUAAAUGUUUCCUUUUUGUUGCACCUUUCCUGCUUCCUGCUCCCAGACCGUAAUCAAAGAGGCAGGGGAGACACUUCUCCAGGAUGUAUGCUCGGGGCAACACCCUUCACUUUACCCGACAGUGGGUCUCCACAGCGGACGACUUUAGAGUGAAUGAUGAGUCCGGCGAUUAGUUGCAAAUCUUGCUUUAUUGAUUGCUUGCACACAGCCAAUCCAACACAAAACAAACUAGUCCCCGCUCGCACUCACAAUACCGCUCCCUCUCUCUCUCGCCCACACACUCACUGACAUCACUCACCUCACAUGCUGUCACCUAUUAAAGGGCCACACACAUACGCUACUCUCAUAACAUUUUCUUUCCAAUUCAUUAAUUAGGCAACUAAUUUGAAACUGGUGUGGGUGGCUCUAUAUAUACUAGUCCACUGCAGCCACAUGCAGAAAUCAACAAGGAAUGGAAAAUUAUUAAAUCUGUGACAAAAAUAAUACCUGCUCUGUCUAAACGAUACCGUUUGAUCAGCUGCUCGUCAUCAAACAAAGAUGAACGUUCGCGCACGUCUCUCUCGCCUCAGUGCCAUCCCCUGCUGGCAACUCCUAACCACUUGGGACACCUCUGAAGGUCUCUUAAAUAUCGUGGAGAGUAGGAGUGAUUCUUAGACUUAAGAACGUUGAUAAAAAGCUUUUAUUCUUAAGUUUGAGAGUAGGACUAAAUUUCGCAAAUUUUCAGGACUUAAGUGUAA
Molecule: messenger RNA, 2910 nt
Organism: Entelurus aequoreus (snake pipefish)
Lineage: Eukaryota; Metazoa; Chordata; Actinopteri; Syngnathiformes; Syngnathidae
Product: oocyte zinc finger protein XlCOF6.1-like
Exons: 2
Coding region: 152-1492 (446 amino acids)
Biological process (GO): regulation of transcription by RNA polymerase II
Cellular component (GO): PcG protein complex; transcription regulator complex
Molecular function (GO): DNA-binding transcription factor activity, RNA polymerase II-specific; RNA polymerase II cis-regulatory region sequence-specific DNA binding
Source: RefSeq, a predicted model, not a curated record